GGCAUGAUCUCUGAUACUUGUGUCGUCCGCGUGCCUGCUUCAUCCAAAAUUCAUUUCGACUUGGGGAUCUGCUAAAAUAUUUUUUCCAAAAAAGCCAAUAUUUUUCUCAGAUAAAUAGAGUUUACAAAGUUCCUUGGGGUAUUUCAUGCAUAAUAUAGGGGUUCAACGCAGUGUUUAUGGCAAAAUUGGAAUUACAAAACACUCUUGUUUGGUGUAUGUCCAAUUCAAUAUGCCAGAUAAGAAUCCCACACCAUUAACCGAGUGUCCGGUAUGGCCCAAACGGAUAUUUAAUUGGUGCACUAGGAGGAUCCGUGUAACAUGGGUUAUACCUUCAUAGCUCCUAUAAAAGUAGCAGGAAGAUUGAAUUGAGGAAGCACUACUCAUAUUAGAAAACAUAUUCAGUGAUUAAGCCAGGCAAAGAUGGAAACACCACAUGUUUUAGCCAUAUCUUAUCCUGCACAAGGCCAUGUAAUUCCACUGCUAGAGCUUGCGCAAUGUCUAGUACAACACGGUUUCAAAGUCACAUUUGUGAUCACCGAGUUCAAUCACAAAAGGGUGAUGAAUGCAUUGCCAGACAAAGACAAUGUAAGGAACCAUGUAAAUCUGGUUACAAUCCCGGAUGGGUUGGAACCGUGGGAGGACAGGAAUGACUUGGGAAAGCUAACGGAAUCCACCUCGGAAGUCAUGCCUGGGAAGCUAGAAGAGCUUAUAGAAAAGAUUAAUGGAUCAGACAACAACAAGAUCACUUGUGUUAUAACAGAUGGGUGCCAGGGAUGGGCCAUGGAAGUUGCAGAGAAGAUGCAAAUCAGGCAAGCGGUCUUUUACCCUGCUGCAGCUGCUCUAUGGGCUUUGGGAUUCAGCAUUCCAGAACUGAUUGCUGAUGGUAUUAUAGACAGUUAUGGAACUCCAGUGAAGAGUCAGAUGAUUCAGCUCUCACCAGCCAUGCCUUCAAUGAACACAGAAAACUUUCCGUGGAUGUGCUUUCAAGACAAGAACACAAAAAACAUCCUUUUUGAUCUUAAUACUAGAACCCUCAAGGCUGUGAAAUUUGCUGACCGGCUGAUCUGCAAUUCGAGUUAUGAGCUUGAGCCGGCAGCAUUUUCCUUAUUUCCGAAUUUCCUACCAAUAGGUCCACUUUUGGCAAGUAACCGGCUGGGAAAGUCCAUCGGCCACUUCUGGCCAGAGGACUCAACUUGCUUGGAAUGGCUUGAUCAACACCCAGCACAAUCAGUCAUUUAUGUUGCAUUUGGGAGCUUCACAGUUUUCGAUCAAAUCCAAUUCCAAGAGUUGGCUAUCGGGCUUGAACUAACCAACCGACCAUUUUUAUGGGUGGUGAGGCCAGAUAUAAUUGAAAAGGCAAAUGAUGCUUACCCAAGAGGGUUCAAAGAAAGAGUAGUAACUCGCGGACGAAUGGUCGGCUGGGCACCUCAGGACAAGGUCCUCAGUCAUCCCUCUGUGGCUUGUUUCUUAAGUCAUUGUGGUUGGAACUCCACCAUUGAAGGCGUAAGCAACGGGAUUCCUUUCCUCUGCUGGCCUUAUUUUGGUGACCAGUUUUUUAACCAGACCUACAUUUGUGAUGUUUGGAAAGUUGGGUUGUGGUUCAACAAAGAUGAAAGUGGGAUCAUCAGACACGAAGAAAUUAAGGGAAAAGUUGAACAACUGCUGGCUGAUGAGGCGUUGAAAGCAAGGGCUUUGCGUCUGAAGGAAGUGACUGCAGAAAGUGUACAAGAAGGUGGCUGUUCUAGCAAUAAUUUCGGUAGUUUCAUCAGGUGGAUGAAGGAAUAGACAAGUUGUUCAAUGUACCGACAUGAUGCAUGUCAGUUCUGUUUUGUGGUUCUCAUCAAAAUUUUAAAUAAACGGAGACUGAUAUUGCACA
Messenger RNA from Rhododendron vialii, 1876 nucleotides. RefSeq names its product UDP-glycosyltransferase 83A1-like. NCBI's taxonomy places the organism in Eukaryota, Viridiplantae, Streptophyta, Magnoliopsida, Ericales, Ericaceae. The transcript is spliced from 2 exons. The coding region runs from base 421 to 1785 and encodes 454 amino acids. Gene Ontology annotation, molecular function: UDP-glycosyltransferase activity. The record is from RefSeq and is a predicted model, not a curated record.